GUGGGAACCGUCAUCGGAAGGGGCGGUGAACGCGUGCGACAGAUCCAGACGGACACCAAUACGAGGAUCAGAUUUGAUGACCACUACAGCAGUGGUGGUGGCGAUGGAGAUGAUGGCGAUGGCAAUGGACUCAAUAGGAGUCGACUUGUGGUGAUCAAGGGAUCAGUUGAGGCGACGGCGAGGGCUGAGAUGAUUAUCAAUGAGAUCAUACGACAGCAGUCUUCGGUUACCACCAAAUCAUUCAAAGUGGAGACCUCUUCGGUCGGUUAUAUCAUCGUGGAGACCUCUUCGGUCGGUUAUAUCAUCGGUAGGAAUGGUCUCACCAUUCAGAGUAUUCGCGACAAAUCUGGCGCUCAGAUCAAAGUGGAGCCAAAGAGCAAACAAACGAAUCCAGUGAUGACUUCUCUGGACAUCACCGGAACUGAUGAGCAAAUAGAGGAAGCGUUUGAACUCAUGAACAAAGAAAUCGCUUUAAGAAAUAGUCAGCAAAACAGAUGCCAACAAAACUAUAGCCAAAUGGCAAUACCCGUCACCAAACCACUUACCAUUGAUAUAGAGGCCAGUGAUUCACCACUAGAUUUGGAUCAUUACUUCUCGCGACUCAAUCGCAUCGGUGGUAACGAAGUGUUUGUGUCGGCCGUCAAGAGUCCCGACGAGUUCUACGUCCAAAUCGGUGGCGCCGGCGCUCAACACUUGGAUCUAUUGGUCGAAGAGAUCACUGCUUUCUAUAGCAAUGAAGACAAUAGGAUCUGCAUUAAGCCGACGUCUGUGCGAAUGGGAGACAUCGUUGCCGUUCCCUUCCCUUACGACGACCACUGGUAUAGGGCUCGAGUGGUGGCCAUCGAAACCUCUCUCGAGUCAGAAGUGGAAUCAAUGGUUGAUGUCUUUUAUGUGGAUUAUGGCAACCAAUUAGUGCUCGAAUACAACCAAAUCUGUACUCUUAACGAUCAGUUCUUAAGGAGACUUCCAUUUCAAGCGAUGUGUUGUUCACUAUAUGGUGUUCAACCCAAUGAUCACCUGAAUUGGUCUCAACAGUCGAUUCAGAAGUUUAAAGAGUUAUCACAUUUGGAGAAAUGGAAGCCUUUAUUCGCUAAAGUGAUUGAAAUGAAGAUAAUUGAUGGCAAACACGAGAUGUAUUGUAUUGAUUUGAUUGAUAAGAAUCGAGACAUUAGUAGUAAUGAAGAGUCGAGUGAUGACCGGAACGACAAUCCAAAUGUUAUGCAUUUGAAUAUCGCUCUCGAAUUGAUUGCCAAAGACUUUGCCAUUGCUUGCGAUGACUCGGAAGAUAUAGCUAUUCGUUAA
Oppiella nova is the source of this 1302-nucleotide messenger RNA. The record is from the annotation of a GenBank genome assembly. NCBI's taxonomy places the organism in Eukaryota, Metazoa, Arthropoda, Arachnida, Sarcoptiformes, Oppiidae.